Thalassophryne amazonica is the source of this 1614-nucleotide messenger RNA. RefSeq names its product extracellular serine/threonine protein kinase FAM20C-like. Gene Ontology annotation, molecular function: phosphotransferase activity, alcohol group as acceptor. The record is from RefSeq and is a predicted model, not a curated record. Gene Ontology annotation, cellular component: Golgi apparatus. NCBI's taxonomy places the organism in Eukaryota, Metazoa, Chordata, Actinopteri, Batrachoidiformes, Batrachoididae. The transcript is spliced from 10 exons. Gene Ontology annotation, biological process: protein phosphorylation. Bases 1 to 1614 code for a protein of 537 amino acids.
AUGGUGAGACGGACCUUCAGUCGAUCCACUCGCUCCAUCUACCUGGGCCUGGCCUGUCUAUCUCUCACACUCCAUCUUCUUCUGGCAUUUUUCUGUCUUUCUGUUCUCCAAACAGCUUGUGUCCUGCCUCGUUCCUCCCCUUCUUACAAACCUCCCACAAUCCUCCAAAAUGAAGAGGAUCACAAAAAUAACACCAGCCUGUUCCAGCAGAGAGGGAAUGACUCGUUUAUCGAUGUCGCUGAGACAGAGAAGAACCAAGCUGCAGCGAGACACAGCAUCAAAAAGGUCAAGGGUCAUUCUAAACUGGAAGCGCUGUUCAAUCAUCCGCUGUAUAACAUGCCAUGCCCUGAGCUGCAAGACGAUGAUUGGCUGCUGAGGAUGAAGACAGAAGAGGAUGGAAAGGAUACAGAAAGCCAGGAGGUACAAAGUGAAGAAGAAGGUGAUGGCGAGUGGCGGAGUGCCAGUGAGGACAAAAGUUAUGACAAAACCACGUGGACCAGCGACGUGAAGACUCACCCUCCGUGGCUGCGGUUCCACCUGGGCAUCUCUCGCUGGGAGCUGUACGACAGGAAGGACCCCAGUCUGAAGGAACUGACUCAGUAUCUGGCAACGCAACGUAUCCUUGGUGCUGUUCAGAAGAAAGGAGGAACUCAGCUCAAACUGCUCCUGUCUUUCCCAAACUAUGGACAAGCUCUGGUCAAACCCAUGAAACAGUCCAGGGAUGCAGAGACAGAUGUGAACCUGUUCUACUUCUCAGACUUUGAAAGGCACAAUGCAGAAAUCUCCGCUUUUCACCUUGACAGAAUACUUGGCUUUAACCGGAUCCCUCCAGUGGUGGGACGACUCAUCAACAUCAGCAGAGAGAUCAGAGAGAUCACGACCGAUCGCAAGCUGUCCAGAACCUUUUUCACCUCUCCGGCGGGUAAUGUGUGUUUCUAUGGACAGUGUGAGUACUAUUGUUCCACAGAGCACCCGGUGUGCGGAAGGCCACACACACUGGAGGUGUCCCUGGCUGCCAUGCUACCUGACCUCAGCCUCGCUCCCCGCAGGUCCUGGAGGUCGCCAUGGAGACGAUCAUACAGCCGCAUCAAGCUGGCACAGUGGGAGAUGGAUCCAAACUACUGUGACAGAGUGAAACAGACCCCUCCUUACAGCAAUGGAAGCAGACUGGUGGAUCUCAUUGACAUGGCUAUACUGGACUUCCUCAUGAGUAAUAUGGACAGACAUCACUAUGAGACGUUUGAAAAAUUUGGUAAUGAAACCUUUCUGCUGCAUCUGGACAACGGGCGGGCGUUUGGGCGUCACUCUCAAGAUGAGCCCUCAAUUCUUGCUCCAUUGAAACAAUGUUGCAGGAUCCGUCGCUCCACCUUCCUCCGCUUGCGUCUCUUGUCUCUACCCAGUUUCCGCUUGAGUGAUGUCAUGCGGGAGUCACUGGCCCAGGACCCUUUAGAAAGCGUGAACCCUAUUCUCGCUGAACCGCACCUUUCUGCUUUGGACCGUCGCUUGGCAAUGGUUCUGCAAGAGCUGCAGACCUGUCAGGAAAAACACGAUGUCAUCUACAGUGACUUGGAAGUACAUGAUCAAGAAUCUGUUAGAAAGAAACACCCUAAAUAA